This is a messenger RNA of Theobroma cacao (cacao), 1533 nucleotides long. Its product is annotated as 2-methylbutanal oxime monooxygenase-like. Gene Ontology annotation, molecular function: oxidoreductase activity, acting on paired donors, with incorporation or reduction of molecular oxygen; monooxygenase activity; iron ion binding. The record is from RefSeq and is a predicted model, not a curated record. NCBI's taxonomy places the organism in Eukaryota, Viridiplantae, Streptophyta, Magnoliopsida, Malvales, Malvaceae.
AUGAUAGCUAUCUUCAAUCUAGACUGGUUUUCUAUUAUUUUUCUCUUCUUCCUCCUCCAAAUGCUCACCAUGGUACUUUUAAGAAACAAGAGAGGAAACCAAAGUGCUAAACUUCCUCCUGGCCCUCCAAGACUCCCCAUCAUAGGCAACCUACAUCAACUAGGGAAUUUGCCUCAUCACUCUCUUCACAAAAUUUCUCAAAAAUAUGGUCCAAUUAUGUUCUUGAAGUUAGGCAGCACGCCCACCAUUAUUAUUUCAUCAGCUAAAAUGGCUCAAGAGGUUAUGAAAACUCACGACCUUGAUUGUUGCAGCCGUCCUCUCUCUCCUGGGCCAAAGAGAUUAUCAUACAACCAUUUAGAUGUGGCAUUUGCACCAUAUAGCGAUUAUUGGAGAGAGAUGCGCAAGCUCUUCAUUUUUGAGCUUUUAAGCAUGAAAAGGGUGCAGUCUUUUGGGUAUGUCAGGGAGGCUGAGGUUGAUAAGUUGAUUACAUCCUUAUCUGAAGCAUUCCCGAACCCUAUCAAUCUCAAUGAAAAGAUAUUUACUCUUGGAGAUGGUAUCAUUGGCACGGUUGCCUUUGGUAAGAUAUAUGCAACUAAACAGUUUAAGCAUAAAGCAUUUCAGCACGUUCUUGAUGAGGCCAUGAAUAUGUUGGCUAGUUUUUCGGCGGAGGAUUUUUUCCCAACGAUAGGUCAAUUCAUAGACUAUUUGACAGGGCUUAAAACCAGGCGUGAGCGGAUCUUUAAAGAACUUGAUGCUUACUUUGAAAUGGUGCUCAACCAACACCUUGAUCCAAAUAGACCUCAACCAGAGCAUGAAGAUUUCGUUGAUAUCUUGGUUCAAUUGUUAAAAGAUCAAAGUUUUGGUCUCACAAAAGACCAUGUCAAGGCAAUUCUCCUGGAUACUUUUGUUGGUGGCAUAGACACUAGUGCUAUCACAAUGUUGUGGGCAAUGUCAGAGCUAAUUAAGAACCCUAGAGUCAUGAAGAAAGUGCAGAUUGAAAUCAGAAACACCGUUGGGAAAAAGGCAAAAGUGGAUGGAGAAAGUGUUGCAAAUCUUAACUACCUAAAAAUGGUAGUGAAAGAAACUUUCAGACUGCACCCACCAGCUACCUUGUUAAUCCCUCGAGAAACGAUGCGUCAUUGUGAAAUUGGUGGGUUUGAUAUUUUUCCUCAAACAAGAAUCAUGGUCAAUGCAUGGGCUAUUGGCAGAGACCCUGAUAGUUGGGAAAACCCCAAGGAGUUUCACCCUGAAAGAUUUGAGGAUAAAGACAUUGAUUUCAAAGGCGCACACUUUGAGUUGGUGCCUUUCGGAGCUGGUCGACGAAUUUGUCCUGGUCUAGCCAUGGGAGCUACAAAUAUUGAGUUCACUCUAGCCAAUUUGCUGUAUUGUUUUGACUGGGAAUUGCCCUGUGGGAUGAAUAGGGAAGAUAUCAGCAUGGAAGAAGAAGGUGGACUUACAUAUCACAGGAAGACACCCCUUAAUCUUAUACCAAUUAGAAAUGAACAAUAUGAAUUGACAAAGGGACCCAAUUAG